Hyla sarda is the source of this 2008-nucleotide messenger RNA. It is a transcript of the gene LHX4, whose product is annotated as LIM homeobox 4. Lineage: Eukaryota; Metazoa; Chordata; Amphibia; Anura; Hylidae. Bases 361 to 1500 code for a protein of 379 amino acids. Gene Ontology annotation, biological process: neuron differentiation; regulation of transcription by RNA polymerase II. Gene Ontology annotation, cellular component: nucleus. Gene Ontology annotation, molecular function: RNA polymerase II transcription regulatory region sequence-specific DNA binding; DNA-binding transcription factor activity, RNA polymerase II-specific. The record is from RefSeq and is a predicted model, not a curated record. The transcript is spliced from 6 exons.
CUCCGGACACGCCCCUGUGUGGCUGAUUGGCUAAGGGGGCGUGGCGGGCCGGUGGGCAGUGACGUCACGGCAGCUCCUGCAGUGUGAAUGAAUCAAACUGGCUGGGGUGUAAGCGGCACUCAGGCUGGAACUGCUGCAGCAUCACUGAGGCUGGAUCCCACUGAGUGACCCGGGACAGCAGGAGGACAGAGCCCGGACAGGCCACAGCUCUAGCACGGCCACCUGUCAGCUGCACCCAUGCCUGCCUCCGCAGACCUGCUCCCCCCAUGCACUGAUUCCUGACAGCCUCCUCCACGUCCCGUUACAUUAUUCCCUUUUAUUUCAUUCCAUCUGAUAUCUCUACAGCGACAUCUCCAUAAAAUGAUGCAAAGCUCAGCAGCGCUGGCCACAGAUGCAUCUGUCAAGGGGCUUCCAGAAAUCCUUGGGCUGCCAAUGCAACAGAUUCCGCGCUGCUCUGGAUGUAAUGAGCACAUAUUAGAUAAAUUCAUCCUGAAGGUUCUAGAUCGUCACUGGCACAGCGCAUGCCUUAAGUGUUGCGAGUGCCAGGUACCGCUGGCCGAACGCUGCUUCUCCCGGGCUGGAAACGUUUACUGUAAAGAAGACUUCUUCAAACGAUUUGGAACCAAGUGUACAGCCUGCCAACAGGGGAUCCCUCCAACCCAAGUGGUACGGAAAGCCCAAGACUUUGUAUAUCAUUUACACUGCUUCUCCUGCAUCAUCUGUAGUCGACAGCUGGCCACCGGAGAUGAGUUUUACCUCAUGGAGGAUGGGCGGUUAGUCUGUAAAGAGGACUAUGAGACGGCAAAACAGAACGAUGAUUCAGAGGGUGGAGCUAAAAGGCCUCGUACCACGAUAACAGCUAAACAGCUCGAGACGUUAAAGAAUGCAUAUAAAAAUUCACCCAAACCGGCCCGGCAUGUGAGGGAACAGCUAUCCUCUGAGACCGGACUGGACAUGCGUGUUGUGCAGGUUUGGUUCCAGAACAGAAGAGCUAAAGAGAAAAGGCUGAAAAAGGAUGCUGGCCGGCAGCGAUGGGGUCAAUUCUACAAAAGUGUGAGGAAAUCACGUGUAGGAAAGCCAGGGAAAGAGAGUUCUACAGAGGAUUGUGGAGUCAGUGACAGCGAAUUAAGCUAUAGAGAUGACCAGAUUUUGUCAGAGCUGGGAUCAACGGCUGGUAUUUACAGUACGGGAGGGGACCUUGUGAAUGUGCCUCUAGUCAAUGGAGGAUUUACAAUAGAUGCAACAGGACAGUCCUACCAGGAACUUCAUGAUGGUAGCCCCUAUGAUAUACCACAAUCACCUUCUUCUAUUUCAUCCCUUCCAUCUCAUGGGUUACCAUACAACAUGGACAAUGCAGGAGGGCUCCUCAAUCAUCCUCCUUUACGAGCACUACCAGCUGCCCCAACCUCUGACAUAUCCACAGAAAGCAGCAUGGGCUACCCAGACUUCCCAACCAGCCCAGGUUCCUGGUUAGAUGAGAUGGACCAUCCACCAUUUUAGAGAAAAGGGAUCGAGGUCAGACCUUAAAGAUCAUUGAGUUUGCCAAACUCUACAGACACCACACUCAGCCUUUGGAAAUCUCUUAAAUAAAACGUCAUGAUCCCCCAUUCUGGACAGUUCUACAAAACUGAAAGUGACAGCCAUACCCAGUCAGAUUGGAGAUGGUGAUGUAGAGUGGAGGAUCUCCCAUAGACGAUGCUCGGUAAAACAAUGUAUUGAUAUAAAAACGGAAUGUUUGCACUUUUGUGGGUUCUAAAUCUCCCUACCUAAUCCUGGGUGAUCAAGAGACGUCUCCCCACAUUUCUCAAUCCUCAAGAGUUCAUGCUCAUGAGUAGUUGUGUCAUCUUGCCACUUGAAAACAUCAGAUGGAUCCAACCAACACCACCACCGGCCUUUGUAUAAGGCACAGACCAUCAGUCUAACAUGCAACCGACAAUCUAUACCCAUUAUGACGCAGCAUUUGUUGUGGGACAGAAUCAUAUGUUUCUGAAUAAAUGAAAUAGUGAGA